UCGAGAGCGAACGGAGCUCGAGUGUGCGAGUUGAGCGCGACAUCCUCGGGGAUGUCUACGUCGGAUUGACGAGUACCGCGCGGGUAGUGAGAUCCUACUUCACCCGAGUGAAGAGUGCGAGUGCCGGUACAAGUCGACCCGAGUGCGCGAGGAAGAACCAGUGGAUUCAACGGUCGAGCGGACCACAAGGACAACCAAGGGUGGAUCUGGACCAGGAGAAGAUCUCGACAUCGUGCGAAUCCAUAAAGACUAAAGAAAACAUCAGCCAUGCGAGAGAAAUACAAAUACCUCGUCCAAUUGGAUUGCUCUUGAAAAAGCCAAUCACAAUGGAAACAUUUCCAUGGACGAAGGAAUUUCAGGGUCUGUGCAAGUCGAGUCUGACUCCGACUCGCUCGACGACCUUAAUAAUGCUGAUGACGUUUUUGCUUAGUAAUGCUAGAAAAGGUUUAGAGCUGUGUUACAAGAAAUCUUUACGAGCUGCGAAAUUGAAGGAAAUAAUUAAAGAAGCAUUACCCUUCUUUACUUACCUUCGCCGUUUCGAGAAUUCUGAGGAUAAAAAGCAGGCACAAUAUUUUGAAACGAUGUCUGACUUAUUGGCUAUUUAUGUGGACCUGGAGUUGAUUUCGUCAAAAAGAGACGUGCAGCCACAAACCGAAAGCAUUUCGAAUAGAAUUUCUAGUUAUAUCAUAUUAAAUCUCGAAAAUUUAACAGAGUAUAUGCUCGAAACUUUAAUGAAAGUAAGCCUGAUAAGCGAGUCCUACAACAAUAUACUGGAUCCAGUUUUCAUGAGAAUCUUCACUCGGAUCCCCGCGAACCCGGAAACCGAGCUCAUGUUCGUGCGCUAUCUGCUCGUGUUCAAGCUCUGGAAGCGCAUGAAGAGCAACAUCAACGAUCGGGCGAAGAUCCAGAGCGCCGCGAUGCGCUCGCUCGGUCCCGCGCUGCCCGAGGCUCUGCCCAAGUCGAUCGUCGAGCGCGUCCUGCCCCAGUCCUCCGAUCCGAGGAUGACCAAGUCGUAUCUGCGCGCGCCGAUCGACUUUCGCAAGGCCUGCGCCGAAUUUCUCGAUUACGUACGGGAGAAGAGGUCGGCCAGGAGAAAGAACGCGGCGGCGGUGGUCGUGGACAAAGAGAGAAAUUCAAGGCUGAAUUGUUCUAACGUCAUAGAAGAUGUGACAAACAAAGUAGAUCGUGUAAAUAGCUCUUUAAAUAAAAUUAAUAAGUUAGAUAGUACGCUCGAGUCAAAAAUCGAUCCCCGCGCGAAUCACAAUAACAAUAACAAUGUCGGUACGCCCAAGCAAAUUACCAAUAACAAUAUCAAUAGUAAAAAAGUCAAGAACAACGAUAUUCUAAUCGAUUUGACUGACGACGACAUCACGAAAGUCAUCAAGCUGUCGAAGCGAAAAAAAAUCGGCUGGCUCGAAGACGUAAAGAAACACACCGAGAUGAGUGCCAACGGCAGCAACAAAAUUACACUUUCAGCGAAGCCGAAGAGAGAAGACGCAUUCGCGAGCAACUUCACGAAGAUCACGAUAACCCCGGAAAUUCAUUACGAUCGCAAGGCGUUCGCGGCCAGUCCCCCGGUGAGAUGCGCAAAGGCCGACGCGACCAACGACGAGUCGACUUUUGAAUCCGUCGAUAUAUCGGAGGUAAAGGACAAAAAGCCCGAGGUAUCGACGACGACAACGACGGCCGACGACAAAGCUGCAGCGGCGGUGGCGGCGUCAAUGGAGCAAGAAAAAACAACAACAACGACGACGCAGCAGAGUCAGACAGCGGUCGUUCAACCUCGCUUGAUCGUGAGUACGCCUACGACACAGGGACAGAACAAGAAGAGGAAGUCCGACCCAAUUAUUGCGCCGGCCUGUGUAGAGCGUAAUAAUAUGUCGGAAAAGGAAGAAAAGCCUGUUUCCAAAGCUCUACCUCGUCCAUUGGUCGAUAAUAAUAUAUUUGAAAAAGACGAAGUUAUAUUGCCUGCUCCUUUGACGAACGGUAUAUCGGAGAAGGAAAACAAACCUAUCAUCGAAGUCUCGAAGUCCGUUUUGGUCGUUAACAAAUCCAAAAAGGACGACCAUCCCGUUCCUACGGUUUUAAAAUCACCCGUCGCAAAGCCGAACGAAAAAAUCGACACCGAAGCCUUCAACAAAUCUUCGGUGAUCAUCGAUCCAUUGAUACAAAAGGACAAGAUGGACGUCGACGUCGUCCCACCGCCCUGCCGAGAAUAUCAGCAUCACAAGUCGUCUCAGAUACGCGACAGUAUUCUAGUAUCGACCAAAAAUCUACAAGACGGCGUUGCAAAAGUUGCGAAACAAAUCAGUGCCUUGCGCGAUGCUGAUCAUAAUAAAAAAGUUCCGAAGAAGCAAGAGGUCGAAGAAAAGUCGGCGCCAGCAAUUAACAAUAAAGUAUUAUCGGAUACCGAUCAUGUGUUCACUGAAAUCAAUAAGUCUCUCGGUCGCGAAAAAUCCAUCGCGGACGCGAAAGACGAGAAAACGGUACGAACCAAGCUGGACUUUGGCUCGAAGGUGAUACGCGUGGCGAGCGAAGAAUCGCUGCGCGAAUCGAAAUCGAGCCCCGUAAAGAUCAAGUCACCGCUGGCGAUGGAUUUUAAUGAUAAAAUCGACGAGCCCUUAAUGGACGCCGAGAAGUACGCGGACAUCGUUCAGGCCAACGACAUCGACGGGCUCACGCUACUCGCCACGAUCUCGGCGAGGCACGUCAAGGUCAAGUCGGAGCUUGAAAGCGCUGCGGCCGAGUAUCUCAACGAGAAAAUGAUGAAGCUCGAGGCCGACACCAAUCCGAGGCUGCACCAGGAGGCUGCGUACGGUCACGAGUUCAAGUUCGAUCCCGCGUCCAUCGACGGCAGCAACGAGCACCCCAACGUCAUCCUCAACGGCGAGACCGUCCGCCUCUUCCAGAAGUCACCCAACAGCAAUCUCUACAUCAUCAACAAGGCCGAGAUGGAGGAGAUCAAGUUCAACUAUCAGAACAGCGCGCAGCAAUUGCAGCAGCAGAUCAAGACCGAGUUCAAGCCCGACCCGGAGACGGCUUAUCUGCACGGCCGAGACGUCGUCGCGGAGAAGAAGCAGAAGAGCGUCGUCGUCGUGUCCCAGACGCCGCCCCCGCCCGAGCCCUACGAUCAUCAUCGCUAUCCGAGCUAUCUGCCGCCGAAUCCGUACUGCGCCUUCGCGCACGUGAGGGGCGCCCAUCUGCACGACUGUCACUGCGCCCUGUUUCGCGCGGUGCCGGCGUACUACGUGCCGCCGACCGGAGCCCCAGCCACGUCAAAUAUUGUACAAAGCGAUAUGGCCGUCCACGAGUGUUCGAACAGUAGUAGUGGUGGAAAGAGGAAGAGAGACGAGAGCCAGGAACAACUGGAAAAAAUUAUGGGUAGCGCCGUGGAGCAGAUGCAAAAAGAGCAGCAGCAGCAGCAGCAGCAGCAGCAGAUCAAGAAGGUAAAAGUAGUCAGGUCCAGUGGUUCGAGCAGUUCCAGCUGUAGAUUGCCGAUAAAGAAGCGCUACAUGGCCGAGCAGAAGCUGCAGGAGGAGGAGUACAAUCAGCAUCGUCGAACACCGGUGCCGCUCGCGGUCGAGUCGGUCUCUCCGCGAAUGCUGCUCGACGACUGCCGCGACGAUUCCGACAUUUUCAACUUCGCGGCGGCGAGCUUGGCGAUGCACGAGAAGCCACCGCAAUCGCCGUCGGUGAUGUUGUUGGACCUCGGGGCUACCGUGGAAGUCACGUCGAGCACGGAGUCGCCUACUACGGCUGCUGCGGCUGCUCCUCCGCAGCGUGGCAGGGGUCGACCCAGUGGUAGUGGCAGUAGCGGUGUCCCCGCGUCGCGCAAACGAAAAUCGAAUGCCAACGAUAACGUCGGAGUCAUCGUCGAGAAGAAAGCGGCCAAGAAAACGAUCGUCACCAACGGCAACAGCAGCAGCAGCAGCAGCAGCAGCAACAACAACAGUAACAGCAGCAACUCGAAGAAAGCGCCCAGGGCGUCCAAGCGAGCCGUGCCCGUGGUCAAUUACACGCAGCUGCAGUCCGACGAUCAGGCCUCGCCGGCGUCGAAGCGCAAGCGCAAGAAAAACGCGCGAUGAUCGGCCGCGUUCCCGAGGAUUUUUUCGCCGUCGGAUCCCGGCGUGACGUCACUGAAGCUCAAUCCCAAAGACAUUGAAGAUUACGAAGACGAGGACGAAGAAGAAGAAGAAGAUCGGUUGUACGCUCUGAGAGUCGCCGCGGCCGAGCUUCCGUUAACCGUAGUAAACUCGAAUAAUGAUAAGUCGCGAAUCAUUGCAGGUCAAAUCAAUACGUUAAGAUAUUUUGCCAAUAAAUUCGUUGCUCCCUGCUUGGGUAUUUCAUGAAUAAUUUUUUGAGAUGAACUAACUAACACGAUUUUAACGAAUUCAUUUCGAUUAUUAUAUUCUACUAACGUCGUCUGAAGUUUUUUUACGAUUUAAGAUUUAAUAAUAAGGUGAGAAAAAGUAUCCUAACAUUGCUAUUAAUACUCAGGAGACAGAUUUAGUUUUUUUAUUCGAUUUUAUUUUUCUACUCGAAUGUAUAUUUUUUUAAUGACGUGAUGUAGAAUCGUCAACGUUUUUAAUAUAAAAUCUUGACUCUAUUAUGUUAUAAUUGCCAAUUAUAACGAACUAUUUUUAUACAAAAAUUAUUCACACGAACUUGUGAAUAUAUUUUUUUCGAUUAUAAAUAAAUAUCGAGAAACUAAUUGAAAGACAUAAUUCAAGUUCAUUCGAUGCAUAACUUGCAUAACUUUAAUAACUAUAUUAAAUUUUCAUUUCAGGUAAUCCGAGCUCGACAAAUUCAGCCUGGUUGAAAUAGCAUUAAUUAUUUUCUUACAAUUAAUUUGCAAUCGGCAGAGAGUCAUUCUCAAAAAGGUAUUGAAAAAAAAACAUUCCAGUUGGCCAACGGAAUUGUUUUUGAAAAAUUCCACCGAGCAUGAUACGAAAUAUCAUGGUCCGCGUCAGAGAGGUGGAGGUUUCGAAUUGAAACAUUUUAAUUAUCGACUGCUCGGUACCAUACUUUGUUUCUAUAAGAUAAGCUUUAAAGACCCCCCCGAGAUAAAAAAUUUUUUACAUAAAAUCGAGGAACAAAAAGUUCGAAACUUUUUUCUUCGUGCAACGACACGAUUUUAUUUGAAAAAAACUCGCCUUGCUUCGAACAGCGAUUGCAUUGAUAUUUGUAGUUAAAAAGAAGUAAUUAUUAAUUCUAGCGAGAGUUUAACAUAAAUUCAUCUGAGCCUUAAUAUCUGCAUAUCCUUUCCCUAUUAAGAAAAUUAAAAAAAAUUAUCGAAAUGAUCGCUGCUCGAAGUUCUUGAUGGACAUUUCUUUAAUAAAAAUAAACUCAAGACUUAAAAAACAAUUAAAGCUAGUCAAAACGACGUGAACUCGUCACACCAAUGAGUCCAAGUGUUCAAGUAUUGUUUACCCACCCUUUAAAAAGUCAUACAAUUGACCACUUUAGUUACUUACGUUUUUAGUGAACGAAAAAGUACUUGAUGUACUUAAUUUUUAAAUUAUUAGAAUCUCGUUUUAAAAGUACUUAAAUAAAAAAAUCGCAAAAUAUAGUGUGUGUUCAACGACCAUAAACUAUUCACAUUUAACGGCGAAUGUGCCAAUAGAUCAUUUUUAAAUAAAUCAGUUGAAUCGUCGAUUCAAUGGUUCAUAGAUACUUAUAACCAAAAAAAAGUAAAAAUGUUUGUAAGUCCGUGACAUUCUAAACUCAUAUAAAGUUAUAAAGAUUCUCAAUGCGUUAUCUAAAAUAAACAUUACGGCUAUAAAAAAUUUAAUUUCCGAAAAAUUCGGUAAUGCCGAAUUUCUAGAGUUUAAAUCUUGGAUUCUUUACAAAAAAAAUCCAUAGUUCGAUCCGUCAAGUGGCCAAACACACAUAAUUGAAUGUUUGUAGUUUUGUAUCGAAGCAGCUCUUUACUCUAAAAAGUAGUAUUCAAAAGAAAAUAAAGUAAUUAAAAGAUGCUUAUGGUAUAAAUGUUGCAUUCCACAUAAUUAUAGACAAAAAAAUUAAAUUAAAUAAAUAAAAUAAAAAUGAAAACGAAAAAGCAUGUAGUUGUUCCUGUUAUCUCCGUCGAAAGGCUAAACGUUUACUUCAAUGUUUGUCAUCUUUUACAAAAAAAAAGUAACACAUACACAUUGUAAAUUGUAGUCUUCUCGAGUGAAAGACUGAUAAUACUUAAGUCAAUUUGUGAAUAUUGAAUACUCAAAAAAAAUUGUAUAUUUUUUUCUCGCUGUAAGUAUAUAUUGUUUCGUGUAAAUAUUUGUAAUUUAUAAUUUGUUAUCAUCCUCCUUACAUAGGUGUAAAUGUUAAAUCAAAAAAUAAAAAAUGAAGAAAAGAAAUAUUUGUACAGACUA
This is a messenger RNA of Trichogramma pretiosum, 6368 nucleotides long. RefSeq lists its product as uncharacterized. The coding region runs from base 327 to 4085 and encodes 1252 amino acids. The transcript is spliced from 7 exons. NCBI's taxonomy places the organism in Eukaryota, Metazoa, Arthropoda, Insecta, Hymenoptera, Trichogrammatidae. The record is from RefSeq and is a predicted model, not a curated record.